Molecule: messenger RNA, 2706 nt
Organism: Limanda limanda (common dab)
Lineage: Eukaryota; Metazoa; Chordata; Actinopteri; Pleuronectiformes; Pleuronectidae
Gene: arl13b
Product: ADP-ribosylation factor-like 13b
Exons: 10
Coding region: 501-1724 (407 amino acids)
Biological process (GO): non-motile cilium assembly; receptor localization to non-motile cilium
Cellular component (GO): non-motile cilium; motile cilium; ciliary membrane
Molecular function (GO): GTP binding; GTPase activity
Source: RefSeq, a predicted model, not a curated record
GUAAACAAAGCGGGGAGCUACAACCAGGGCUAAAGCUAGCUAGCUGCUGUUACGUGAGUAAAACAGCUAAUGUGGGCUGCUUCAGAUUAGCUGAGAAAUCAACAACUCCAACACACUGCUGAGUUUCAGCGUAUGUGUGUGUCAGAGUAGACUCAGUCACUGGAAUUAAACGCGGUGACACGACACCGUUACAGCUAGCCACGUUAGCUUCAGCUAGCCACCGUUACAGCUAGCCUCAUCUAACGGGACGGGGGACUCCGUGUUCCUGGAAGUUGCCCGUCGCCCAGAAUCACGUUUAUCGACACCACACAUGGCGACGGGCGUUUGAUUCUCCCCCCGCUGCCCAUGUCCACCCCCGUGGAAGAUGUCAACCAUCGAUGCCAACACGGGUUAGCUCGCCAUGUAGCUAAUUGAGGGUUUCCAAGAGUUGGAUCGAUCGAGGUGUGACCGGGUCCCGGCCGAGGGGACGCCCGACCGCAGGCACCUGGAGUCGGCCUGACAUGUUCAGCCUCAUGGCGAACUGCUGCAACUGGCUAAAGCGCUGGCGAGAGCCGGCCAGGAAAGUGACUCUGGUGAUGGUGGGACUGGAUAAUGCAGGGAAGACGGCCACAGUGCGAGGGAUCCAAGGAGAAAAUCCUCAGGAUGUGGCUCCAACUGUAGGUUUUUCCAAGGUCGACCUGAAGCAGGGCAAGUUCGAGGUGACCAUCUUCGACCUGGGCGGCGGGAAGAGAAUCCGGGGCAUCUGGAAGAACUACUACUCCGAGUCGUACGGCGUGGUGUUCGUGGUCGACUCCAGCGACGUCCAGCGGAUCCAGGAGACGCGGGAGACCAUGGCCGAGGUCCUUCAACACCCCCGCAUCGCAGGCAAACCUGUGCUAGUCCUCGCCAACAAACAGGACCGGGACGGAGCGCUGGCUGAAGCCGACAUCAUCGAGAACCUGUCGUUAGAGAAGCUUGUCAACGAGAACAAGUGUCUCUGUCAGAUCGAGCCGUGCUCUGCAGUCCUGGGUUACGGCAAUAAGAUGGACAAGUCCAUCAAGAAGGGCCUGAACUGGCUCCUCAGCAACAUCGCCAAAGACUAUGAGGCGAUCACGGAGCGCGUGCAGAAGGACACGGCCGAGCAGCGAGCGCAGGAGGAGCAGGACAAGAAGGAGCGGGCGGAGAGGGUGCGGCGGAUACGAGAAGCAAGAGAACGAGAGGAGCUAGAAGAGGCCGAGCGAGAAGGUCGGCCGAUCCAAGAGGAGCUUGAUGAGGAAAAUGUUCCCAGCCCCUUCCAGCCAAUCGACAACGUCAUCACUGAGAACGAGGACAAAGAAAAGGAGAGGAGGCGGCAGAAGGAGCUGCAGGAGGGCAGGAGUAAAAGCCCGAAGGCGGAUGGUGAUCAAGGAGAGGAGGAGUGUGAGGAAGGCGAGGAGGAGGAGCCAGAGGAUUCAAGACGAGCGUCGGAAAGCGCAAGUUCAGCCACAACAGGCGAGCAAAGCAAGAAGAGGAAGCUGUUCCUGAAGAGGAAGCACCGCGUGGACCCCCUGCGGACGGAGGACGGGCCUGCGGAGAGCCUCGCCCCCCCGGCGCCACCUGUGGGAUGGGCCACACCCAAAGCGUCUAGGCUGCCAAAACUAGAGCCGCUGGGGGACUCGAAGCAUUCCGACUUUUUCAAGAAGCCUCUCCCGCCGGUCGCGAACAGGCCGCAGCCUAACGGUGACGCUCAUGACAUCGUGUUCUAGCCUCUUUUCGCUGAGGUUCAAAUCACUGCUCUCCCCUUUUUUCUUGCUUUCUGUCUCAAGCGAGCAGCGGCUAGUCGGCCCCGGACGCACCGGACGACUCGACGCCGGAGCCGGUGGACGCGCGGCCGACGCUGAGCGCAGCAGCGUCCCGGGAGGCAACGUCCUGCUCAGAGGCCGAAAGUUCGGUUUCACGGACUGACACAGCUUCAUGUGAAACGUGGAACCCCGUCUGAACUGAUAUUUGUCGGGUUCCGAGUCUGAUCAGCAGAAGCACUUUUGCUGCGGAGAUGUCCCCACAACCGUUAGAGUGAAACUUUAUUUUGUAUCGAUAAUAUCAGUGUUAGACAGCGUUGGACUCUGUGUGUCCAACUGAGAUGCUUUUAAUUGACAAAGAAUGUAAAUAUGUUUAUUAUUAUUUCAUCCAUUUAUUUUUGCAUUUUCCGUGUUGUAAUGUGCGUACGAUGUUGUGGAUGUCGGUCAAAAAGCAAAAAGGUUUUAAGUGCUUUUAAUUCGAUCUUUUAAAAAAUUACAAAUAGUUCCCUGUUAUUUAACAGAGGAUGGAAACGAGAAUGAACUGUAAAAUCGGAACAUUGGAAACGUGUUACACUACAUCAUGAACUGGUCAGUUUUAGUAAUGAAUGUCUCCACAUUUCAAUUGAUGAUUGUAAAGUUUUUACGGCCAUCGAACAGAAAAAAACUCUAAUAAGGGAAACGUUACACUACUCAGCAGCAUCGUAAAGCAGCAUAUCUUUUUAUUUAUUGUUAGGAAUGUCAACACGUAAAUAUAUAUUUGUCUACAGGGCUACAGAUUGUUUCAUGCAUUCUGCUGUUCACACUGUGUACCUGCUUUUAAAGUGAUAUUUCUCCCGAGGCAGGAGUCAGCCUCAGAGGCGGCCCCGAGGAGGGAGCCGGCGCCGCUGCCGACUCGCUUUGAGAGUAGCAGGGAAAUAGCUAAAAUCAGGAAAAACAACAAAUCUGGAAG